UGAUCUAGACUUUAAAAGUUACCUUUUGUUAAAGAAAAAAAUCCAAUAUUUGUGAUUAGGGAUGUGAUGGGAGACUAAUAGUUAUGAAUGAAUAUAAAUAAGGGGAAGGAGUGGUGGAUGGGAGCAUUGCAUUUCCAAAUGGAGUUGGCUAACAUAGCAAAGUGCUUAUUGUUGGGUGUUGUGAUUCUGUGGAUUCAAAUCCAUGGAAACAAAGGUUGCUUUGAAGAAGAGAGAUUGGCUCUCUUAGAUUUCAAGGCAUUUGUUGGAUCAAAUGGGUUUGACGCAGACCAUCUUCUUCCUUCAUGGAUUGAUGAUCCAACCAGCAAUUGUUGUAAAUGGGAGCGUGUCAUGUGCAACUCAACUACAGGUCACGUGAUUGAACUUUCGCUCAACAAUACACGAUGUUGUGAAAGAUUAUCAAAACUGAAGAAACUGGAAGUUUUAGACCUUGCUCGGAAUAGAUUCAAUAAUAACAUUUUAUCAUUAUUGAGUGCUCUUAUGUCACUUAAGACUUUGAUUCUUCGCGACAAUAGAAUGGAAGGUUCUUUUCCUAUGCAAGAGUUAAAGAACUUGAAUAACUUACAAUUCUUGGACAUAAGUUAUAACAAUUUCAAUGGUAUCCUAUCAUUUAAAGAAUUAAAGAAUUUGAAGAGCUUAAAAUUGUUGAAUAUAAAUGGUAACAGUUUCAAUAGCACCCCAGUUUCUAUCUUAGGAUUAUGCGGACUGAAAAGUUUGGUUGAGUUGGAUCUCCAAGGAAAUCAAUUUUCUGGCCUUCUUCCAGAAUGUAUUGGCAACUUGACCAACCUCCAAUUUCUUGAUCUAUCAUUCAAUCAGUUGAGUGGCAACAUUCAAUCUAUUGUUUCUGAACUCACCUCCCUCAAGUAUUUGCUUCUUUCUGGCAAUGAGUUUGAAGGCUCAUUCUCAUUUAACGCUUUGGCUAACCACUCAAAACUUGAAGCAUUUAUACUCUCUCCCGGAAAUAGCAGGCUAGAAGUGGAAACAGAAAAUCCAACAUGGUUUCCUGCAUUUCAACUCAAGUACAUUCGAUUAUCAAAUUGCAGCUUAAACGUGAGAACUAGAGCUAUUCCUAGCUUUCUUCAUUACCAGUAUGACAUACGCUUUAUUGAUCUUUCUCAUAAUACGUUGGUUGGAACGUUCCCCACUUGGAUCUUACAAAACAAUUCCAAGUUAGUAGUUAUGGAUUUGAGAAACAACUCAUUCACAGGAACAUUUCAGCUGCACAAUUUCAAGCAUGAUCUCGUUCAGUUAGAUAUUUCGAGCAAUAAUCUCACUGGUAUGCUGCCGAAGGAGUUUGGAUUGGUCCUCCCAAGACUAGAAUAUAUAAACAUGUCGAGGAAUAAUUUCGGUGGUAAUGUUACUUUUUCAAUCAGUGAGACGCCAACACUAUCUACUCUGGAUUUAUCCCAUAAUAAUUUCUCGGGAGAGUUGCCAGGAAGUCUGUUUGCAAAUUGUACCAUGUAUUGUGCACUGUUUCUAUCCAACAACAAUUUUCAAGGUAACGUUUUUCCUCAGGAUAUGGACUUGAGAAGCAUGGCGGUAUUGGAUAUGAAAAACAACAACUUCAGUGCGAUGGUAGGUGCAGACUUGUUGAAUAGCCGCAGCCUAUCAAGCCUCAUUUUUUUUGACAUAUCCAAUAACAAGGUAUCCGGUCCAAUUCCGAGACUUCUAUAUAAUCUGACCUAUCUUGUCUUUUUAGAUCUCUCAAAAAAUAAAUUGUAUGGGUCUAUGCCUUCCUGCUUCAAUUCUUCAUCAUUGUCCUUUGUGUUUUUACAAAAGAACAAUCUAAGUGGACCCAUACCCCAUGAGCUUCUCAGAAGUCCUAAUUUAGUGGCACUUGAUCUGAGGGAUAACAAUUUUUCUGGAAAUAUUCCAUUUUGGAUCGGUCAGUUCUCUGAAUUGCAAAUGCUUUCAUUGGGAGGGAAUGCAUUACACGGCCGUAUUCCUAAUCAGUUGUUUGAAUUAAGAAAUGCGAAGAUAAUGGAUCUUUCACGCAACUUACUUUUUGGUUCCGUACCUGCAUGCUUUAGUAACAUUUCUUUUGGCAAUUACAUAUUAUUGGGGAAGACGGAAGAAGUUGAUUUUCACUAUUUUAUGGUUUUCCAUUUGGGUGGCCAUCAAAUCGCUCUUAAUCUCAAUUUGCCAUGGGUAGAUUGGUAUUCUUCAGAAAUUGUGGAAGUGGAAUUUGCAACGAAAUAUAGAUACAACUCCUACAAGGGUGAUAUUAUCAACUCAAUGGCAGGAAUAGAUCUAUCAUGCAAUGAGUUAAGUGGCAGCAUUCCUCAAGAAAUUGGAGACCUGCAUGAAAUUCGAUCAUUGAAUUUGUCUCACAAUCAUAUAACAGGAUCUAUACCGGUCAGUUUUUCAAAUCUAAGGAGUUUAGAGAGCUUAGAUCUUGGCAACAAUAAUUUGAGUGGUGAAAUCCCCAGUGAACUAGUUGCGCUGACCUUUUUGGAAACUUUCAAUGUUUCAUACAACAAUUUAUCAGGUAGAGUUCCUAAUGGAGCGCAAUUUGGAACUUUCGAUGAAAACAAUUACAGAGGUAAUCCUGGUCUCUGUGGAGAACCCAUUCAUAAGAGCUGCAAAAGUGAUGAAGCUCCACAAACACCGCCACCAUCUGCUGAUGUAGAAGAGGAAGAUGAAGGGGGUAUUGAUAUGGUGUGGUUCUAUUGGAGUUUCAGUGGUUCCUAUGUCACAAUCCUAUUGGUGUUGGCAGCAAUCCUCCGCAUCAACAGGCAUUGGCGCAUGUUGUGGUUUUAUUAUGUUGAUGUUUGUAUUUAUUCAAUUUCCAUUUGGGUUUGUCGGAACUGAUUUCAAGCAAUAGUCUGACGGAAAGACACAUUGUAAUACAAUAUAUAUAUAUAUAUAUAUAUAUAUAUUUGGUUUUAAUGUUGAUGUUGCCCUUAUUUUGCUUCUGGUAGAAUUCUGGUUUCUAAGGAUGUUGGUCUAGUGGAAAUGGAAGAACCUUAGGGCAAUAUGGAUACUGCUCUCUAGUGUUUAGGAAGGAAAAGAACUCUAGAUUGAUGCAAUUUUAAAGGAAUGGUUCUUGGGUUUACUUUGCUGCAAGAAUGCUAGGGCCAUGAGGUGUUUUCAUGGCUUCUGAAUCACGGAGUGAGCAAAUAAAAAGGUCAGAAGAAUGGAGAAUUUUUUCAUAUCAUUCAUCAUGAGAAUACAUGGAUAUUUAUACAGAUCUGGAGAAGAUUCUAGACUGCUCUACACAAUAAUUCUAGAAUAAAUACAAAUUUGUUACAACAGAUUCUAACUCAUAGGUCUGUUACAACAAAUUUGAUCUGAAGAAUGGAUCUCACAAUAUUUUGUUUUUUUGAUUUCUA
Molecule: messenger RNA, 3350 nt
Organism: Manihot esculenta (cassava)
Lineage: Eukaryota; Viridiplantae; Streptophyta; Magnoliopsida; Malpighiales; Euphorbiaceae
Product: receptor-like protein 56
Exons: 5
Coding region: 88-2829 (913 amino acids)
Molecular function (GO): protein binding
Source: RefSeq, a predicted model, not a curated record